GAGCUGCCGACUUCUUCUUGCCUUCCUCCUUGCCGUCCUGCCCUCUCAACACGGCGACCUCGCAGCACUGGAGCCGUCCUAUCUUCCAUCCUUGAGCUUCUGCAAUCAGCUUGGAUGGUGGUGUCGUGUGCUACCUGUUAGAGGGCUCUGCAAGGCUCCAGUUUGUGUUUCAAAGAGACUCCUGCAUACAGUACAAGGCCAAAUCUCCAGCAGUUCUCAAUGUCGGCCGAAACUGUGCUGGAGCGUAUACUCAACCGAGAUGAGGAACCCAGGGAUCUGCCAUUAGCACUCUUGCAGCACAUCACAAAACAUUUCUGUGAGGAGAACAAAAUCGGUCAGGGUGGAUUCGGAGAGGUCUACAAGGGUGAACUCAGAAACGGGAUUGUUGUUGCUGUCAAGAGGAUUGAUGUUAAUCAAAUCACAAUUGAUGACGUAUCAUUUCGCCGUGAGUUUAAUAGCCUGAUGAACACCAACCAUCAAAAUGUUGUCCGGUUUCUUGGCUUUUGUUCUAAUACACAUCAUAUACCGAGAAAAGAGGCUAGAGAAAUUAACCUUGUCAACGUAAGAGAAAGAAUUCUCUGUUUUGAGUACAUCGGCAAUGGAAGUCUUGAUAAGCAUAUUACUGAUGAAUUAAGGGGGCUUGAAUGGGAACCACGGUAUGAAAUAAUCGCUGGAAUAUGCAAGGGUCUGCUUUAUCUUCAUGAGCAAAAAAAAAUUAUUCAUAUGGAUCUUAAACCACCAAAUAUAUUACUUGAUGAUCAUAAGGUUCCAAAAAUUACUGAUUUUGGGUUGUCAAGAUCAAACGACAAGUCGCACACUAUGGGUCAUCGUUUUGGAACAGCAGGAUAUAUCGCUCCAGAAUACGAGAAAGAUGGCAAAACUUCAUUUAAGUGUGACAUUUAUAGUCUGGGUGUCAUAAUCACAGAAUUAGCAACGGGGUGUAAGACCGUCCCUGAUAAAAAUAAU
Triticum dicoccoides is the source of this 966-nucleotide messenger RNA. RefSeq names its product cysteine-rich receptor-like protein kinase 26. The record is from RefSeq and is a predicted model, not a curated record. Gene Ontology annotation, biological process: protein phosphorylation. NCBI's taxonomy places the organism in Eukaryota, Viridiplantae, Streptophyta, Magnoliopsida, Poales, Poaceae. Gene Ontology annotation, molecular function: protein kinase activity; ATP binding. The transcript has 6 exons. The annotation marks the transcript as partial.